AUGGGGAGGGGGCAGCCAGGGCAAGGUGACGGGGCCUGGGAGGGGGCGGCCGGGGAUGGGGUCGGCCGGGGCAAGGCAACUGGGGCGGCUGGGGACGGGGCAAGGGGACGAGGGUUUGGGGUGGGCAGGCGGGGCAAGGCGACGAGGGCCGGGGUGGGGGAGGGCAGGGCAAGGACACCAGUAUUCCCGGAGAGCGCUCCGACCGUGUUUCCCGGCGAAGACCCCCCGCCAUACUCCCCCCUGACCAGCCCCGAGAGCGGGGGAAGUCUUAUUAAUUGCCGGGUCUGCCAGUCUCUCAUCAACGUGGAGGGCAAGAUGCACCAACAUGUGGUGAAGUGUGGCAUCUGCAACGAGGCAACGCCCAUUAAGAACGCUCUUCGGAAGAAAUAUGUGCGGUGCCCGUGCAAUUGCCUCCUGAUCUGUAAAGUCACUUCUCAGAGAAUUGCCUGUCCACGACCAUACUGUAAGAGGAUAAUAAAUCUCGGACCUGUUCAUCCUGGACCAACCAGCCCCGAUCCCCAGCCGUCUGGUACCCGGGUUAUCUGUGGGCAUUGCAAAAACACAUUCCUGUGGCGGGAGUUCACGGACAGGACGUUAGCGCGCUGCCCGCACUGUCGACACGUCUCCUCGAUUGGCCGGCAGUACCCGCGUCGGCGAUGCAUGUGGAUAUUCAUGGUGGGGUUACUAUUCGCUGCUAUCGCUGCAGGUCUGGCGGUAUCUACGUGGAGGCAGGCCAGGAGAUAUCAUGGGAUCUACGUGGGUUGGUCUGUGCUCAUUAUUCUGUCGCUGUGUUGCCUCGCCCGAGCCUGCUACUGGGCCUGCCUGAAAGUGAGCCACCCAAUACAGAGUUUCUCCUGACAUGCUGAGGGCAGGAGCAGGAGGUGGGCGAGGAUUUAGGGAGGAGGGGCGGCGUGAUGAGAACAGCCCCCUCCCUGUCCAUCCCGCGCCCGAAAAAGUGAACUGUAAUGACGUGCUGUCCCGUCUGUGCAGAGCAGGGUCUCUUGAUUAAGGCCCCUGCCCCUUCACUGUCUGCAAUAAACCCCUCGAUCCCAUCUCCACUACCAGCACUUCACAUGACAGACCUGUCAAUGUCUGAAAGAUAACCUCCCCACACUAGAGGCAAUUGUAACCGCCUACACUAAAAUCCUUUCACACUACAGAAUCUCAUCACCGCCUGCAAUAAACUCUUUCACACUACAGAGUCCCUUCACCAUCUCUAGUACACAAACCCCCCCCCCCCACCUCCACUGUCACUCCGUAUCACUGUCCCACCCGCCGACUCUCUCUCUCACUCUCCGCACUCACUACUGCCCCCAGUCCCUCAGGAGGGUGGUUGAAACGGACGUUCCUGUUGUCAGAACUGAGGAGAAACGCACAGCGAGACAGCGGCGUGUGCGGGAGAGGCGUCCAGGAAUCUGUUCCCAGCUCCAGCCCAGAUUCCUCAUGCUCCUGGUUCCUGGGCCCCGCCUGAGGCUGGGAAUCUCCCAUCCAUCAGGAGCACCAUCUGUGGGAUUUCCCUCUGUGCCCGGCCCUGCACUCGAAUCGCCCUUCCACCUUGCUAAUUCCCUCAUCCUGUGCAAAUUUCCCAGGAGAACCAGAGGGAGAUGUCUUCAGCAAUGAAUUGAACCAAUACUGGGGACUCUGUCCUGUGGAAAUUCAAAGUGCACCCCUCCCUCCUCGACUACAAACUGACCCAGCCUCCGCUACAAACUAACUGACUUACCACCCCCCUCCCUUUCGGUCGUCGGUCUUGGAGGGGUUCUCCUGGUGUAUGUUGUGUGCCCGUGUUACAGAGCCCUGGAUCUUUGCCUGACGGGGCCAGGGGUGGAUUUGUUUCUGUCUGUCAACACGCCCCCCCAUCUGUCUGUCUCUCUCUCUCUCUCUCUCUCUCUCUCUCUCUCUGUGUGUGUAUUUGUAUAAAUUCUCCCAGGGUCACGAUGUUUUAUGAUACAGGGGUGAUGCUGUCCUGCUGCUAGGCUUCCCCACAUUCUACCUGUUGAUCCUGGAGGUAAAUGGAGUCUCCCUUUCUACGUCCCCGCAGCACACUCUGUCUCCGUCCUGUAACCGAGUCCCCCUUGGCCCGGCUCCAUUGUGUUAACACCUGUCUGCUCAUUGUAUCAUAAGCUCUGUCUGAAACAUUGAUGAGGAAUCUCCUAAUUUGCUCUAAUGUAAUAAUAAAACAGUUUUAGAUCUUU
Messenger RNA from Stegostoma tigrinum, 2195 nucleotides. Its product is annotated as type 1 phosphatidylinositol 4,5-bisphosphate 4-phosphatase-like. Gene Ontology annotation, cellular component: plasma membrane; late endosome membrane; phagocytic vesicle membrane. Gene Ontology annotation, biological process: phosphatidylinositol dephosphorylation. The record is from RefSeq and is a predicted model, not a curated record. Gene Ontology annotation, molecular function: phosphatidylinositol-4,5-bisphosphate 4-phosphatase activity. Lineage: Eukaryota; Metazoa; Chordata; Chondrichthyes; Orectolobiformes; Stegostomatidae.